AAACAGCCCCGCGACUAGGUAACUUAUCGCAAUCAUGGCUGUCGGAAAGAACAAGCGCCUUUCAAAGGGCAAGAAGGGUCUCAAGAAGAAGACCUUGGAUCCCUUCACCCGCAAAGAUUGGUAUCAAGUCAAGGCACCUUCCUCCUUCCAAGUUCGAGAUGUUGGAAAGACCCUCGUCAACAGAACCACUGGUCUCAAGAACGCAAACGAUGCUUUGAAGGGCAGAAUCUUCGAGGUCUCUUUGGCCGAUCUCCAGAAGGAUGAGGACCACGCAUUCCGAAAGAUCAAGCUCCGCGUCGACGAGGUCCAAGGCAAGAACUGCUUGACCAACUUCCACGGUCUUGAUUUCACAUCCGACAAACUCCGAUCGCUCGUCCGAAAGUGGCAAUCCUUGAUCGAGGCCAACAUCACGGUCAAGACCACCGAUGACUACCUCCUCCGCCUGUUCGCCAUUGCUUUCACCAAGCGCCGACCGAACCAAAUUAAGAAGACCACAUACGCCGCUUCGUCGCAGAUUAGAGCUAUCCGAAAGAAGAUGACUGAGAUCAUCCAACGCGAAGCCUCCAGCUGCACCCUCACACAACUCACCGCCAAGCUCAUCCCCGAAGUCAUCGGUCGUGAGAUUGAGAAGGCCACCCAGGGCAUCUACCCUUUACAAAACGUCCACAUCCGAAAGGUCAAGCUUCUGAAGGCACCCAAGUUCGACCUUGGCGCUCUUCUCAACCUCCACGGCGAGUCAAACACAGAUGAUUCAGGAAUGAAGGUCGAGCGGGAGUUCAAGGAGAAGGUGUUGGACGAGGUAUGAACGGGUCUGCAAUGUCUGAUACUUGGGGUUUUCGACUGGUCAUUUGCAUGUAGUCAGGUCUUUGCUUUGGGAUCAUGGCGUGGUUUGCAUGCCCAGGUUCUUUCUAGCAUAGGGCUAGGAAAAAAUUAAAUGCAAAACACAAAAAACUACUCGUCAUAUUCAUUCUCAUUUCGUUUCCCUUUGUGAAUGACCCUGCUUUUCCUUUGUGUUGCUAUAGAAUCUGGUGGCGCUUUGAUUUUUAGCGAUGCAGGGUGCCUCGGCCAGCGCU
Messenger RNA from Mollisia scopiformis, 1073 nucleotides. RefSeq names its product putative 40S ribosomal protein S1. NCBI's taxonomy places the organism in Eukaryota, Fungi, Ascomycota, Leotiomycetes, Helotiales, Mollisiaceae. Gene Ontology annotation, molecular function: structural constituent of ribosome. Gene Ontology annotation, biological process: translation. The record is from RefSeq and is a predicted model, not a curated record. Bases 35 to 805 code for a protein of 256 amino acids. Gene Ontology annotation, cellular component: ribosome; cytosol. The transcript has 5 exons.